AUGUCUGGCACGAAGGCCUUGCUCAAGGCCGUCAAUGAAGCCAUCAAACAGCAAAAAUGGGAUGCGGCAAUCGAAGCCGCUGAGGAGGUUCUUCAAAAAGAUGGUAAAAACUACCAAGGACACAUCUUCUUGGCAUUUGCCCUGGACAAGACGAACAAGGUCGACCAGGCCGAGACCGCGUACCUUGCUGCCACCAAGCUCAAGCCCGGCGACGCGCAAGCAUGGCAGGGUCUCAUCAAGCUCUAUCAGCGACAAGGAGGCAAGAAGUUGAAGCAGUAUCAACACGCUGCCCUCAAGCUGGCCGAGUUUUACCGGGAUGCCGAUGAGAUGUACAAGUGUCAGGAUGUCGUAGACAAGUUCAUCGACCAUGCGCGGACGCACGGAAGUCGCGAUCAGUAUGUUGACGCCUUGGAUUUGAUCCUACCCGAAAGUCCCAUCUACCCGGCUCUUGAGGGCCGUGUCCCCAAUCCAGCCAAGACAUACGAGAUCCAGGCGCAGAUUGUCGAGGCAGAAGAGAAAAAGCGAAUCAACACAUUGAUUGGAGAGCGUCGAACACGAAUAGGUGCACGGAUCAGCGAAGUGACCCUUGAAGUCAAAAGGGAAGUAUACCAGCAGAGCAGGCUGGGAUACGUCUAUGGGCAGCUGAUCAACUGGGCAUCCGACGAUGAAGUGCGCCGGACUUACGAGGAAAAGCUCCUACAAUACUGCUAUGAGCGACUUCUCGCCUGGGCGCCGGGCGAACAAAAGGAGCGGGAAGCAGCCAACGUUCAAAAGCUGGCCAACGACAUGGUCAUCAUCGGACAUCCGUUCAAGCUCGCGUGGGAUAUUGCAAUUGACUGGCAAGACCACAAAGAAAUUGGCAAUUGGGAUGUCACCGUGCUCAGACAGUACUGCGCCUUUUUCCCAGAUAGCGAUCUCAACAGAGUCAUCAUGGCCUUCCUGACGAGCGACAUCUCCCCCUUUCCGAAGGAGACGUCACGACAACCCGCCCCUGCCACGGGCGGCGAAAGCGAGGAUGAAAGCGAGGACGAUGAAGCGGGAGGAGCGCCUACAUCAUAUGUUCCCCUGACCGAGGAGGACCGCUUACUGAUGAUGAUGGAAGGUAUCGCCACAGCCAACUCGCUAUUUGCCUACAGAUUGGCAGGAGAAUAUUAUCAGCACAUUGAAGAGCAUGAGAGCAAUGUCGAGCUCAUGCGCAAAGCGCUCGAGCAUUUGAACCAGGAGCGCUCCAAGACGGGCCGGGAGUUCAGAAACACUGAGGAUGCCUUCUCUGUUUAUCUUGGCACAGCGCUGGUUUUCUACCAGUCUCCUCGGCAUCACCAGGAAGCCAAAAGUCUGUUUGACGCAGUACUUGCCCAUGAGCCAACGUCGACCCGGGCCAUGAUCGGAGUGGGCCUGAUCUACGAAGAGGAGGAAGAGUACGACGAGGCAAUCAACUUUCUGGAGCGGGCCCUGCUGCGUGACCCGGACAAUCUUCGUGUCAGGACAGAGGCCGCCUGGGUAAAGGCUUUGAAAGGUGACUUUGAAACCAGCAAAGCCGAGUUAGAGAGCUGCAUUCAGCCCCUGACCAGGAAGGGGCAAGUAAACAAGGAGCUACUCGCACAGACGCAGUACCGUAUCGGGUACUGCGUCUGGAACAUUGACACGUCAAGGGCAGCUAGGAAAAGCCGCACAGGCGCCUAUGCAUACUUCAUCGACGCCCUUAAGAACAACCUAAACUACGCACCAGCCUACACAAGCCUGGGCUUGUACUACGCCGACUAUGCUAAGGACAAGAAACGAGCCCGGAAAUGCUUCCAGAAAGCCCUCGAGCUUUCGCCCUCCGAAACCCAAUCGGCAGAAAGGCUUGCGAGAUCCUUUGCAGAUGACGGAGAUUGGGAUCGUGUCGAGCUUGUCGCUCAGCGAGUUGUCGACUCGGGCAAGGUCAAGCCUCCCCCUGGCUCCAAGCGGAAGGGCAUUAGCUGGCCGUUCGCCGCCCUCGGCGUCGCCGAGCUCAACAAGCAGGACUACCACAAGGCUAUCGUCUCUUUCCAGGCAGCUUUGAGGAUGUCCCCAGACGAUUACCACUCGUGGGUUGGUCUGGGAGAGAGCUACCACGGCUCCGGCCGCUACAUCGCGGCAACCAAGGCAAUUUUAAAUGCCCAGAAGCUUGAGGGUGCAGCCGCGGCUGACAUGUCCGGAGAGACGUGGUUUACCAAGUCUAUCCUCGCCGACAUAAAGCGGGAGUUGGGCGACUUUGACGAGGCAGUUGCACUCUAUCGGGAAAUCGUUGAAACCCGUCCAGAUGAGGCGGGUGUGGCGAUUGCCCUGAUGCAAGCGACGAUUGACAGCGCCUUGUAUAGCCUAGACAAGGGUUUCUUCGGAAAGUCAAUCGACCUAGCCGUCGAGACAAUCAAGUUUGCGGUACAAGCCCGGGAAACGAUCAAGGAGACAUUCAAUUUCUGGAAAGCGGUAGCAGACGCGUGCUCCCUAUUCUCGAGCGUCCAGGACCGAACGUCUCAAUUCCCAACGGAGCUGGUCCAACAGUUGAUCGGGACCGAUGAUGCGGUCUUGGGGUAUCAGGUCCUCAGCAACAUUGAUGGGGUUGGUAUGACGGAAACCAACGGCGGCACCGGGGACAUCGACGCUGAAUUACAAAGGGUCCUUCACACCACAAUCCUCGCUCACAAGCGCGCCGUUCAUGUCUCUGCCAACGACUUCCACGCCCAGGCGGUAGCCUACUACAACCUGGGGUGGGCAGAGUACCGAGCUCACACAUGUCUUCCCGCACGGCUGAGGAAGAAGUCGACGAAGUACCUGAAAGCGGCCAUAGCAUCCUUCAAGCGGGCCAUAGAGCUCGAAGCAGGCAACUCUGAGUUCUGGAAUGCUCUCGGAGUUGUGACCAGCAACGUGAACCCGGCAGUUUCGCAGCAUUCGUUUGUGCGCAGCUUGCACCUGAACGAGAGAGGCGCGCAUGCCUGGACAAACCUGGGAACGCUAGCUCUCCUUCAGGGUGACGUUCAGCUCGCCAACGAGGCCUUUACUAGAGCUCAGUCGGCUGAUCCUGAUCACUCUCACGCCUGGCUCGGCCAGGGCCUCGUGGCUCUGAUGCUCGGCGACCAAAAGGAAGCGCGGGGCCUGUUCACGCACGCCAUGGACAUAGCCGAGAGCUCAUCCAUAGCGGUUAGACGACACUACUCGGUCUCAAUGUUUGACCAUCUCCUGACCUCUCCCGCUGAGGUACCCGUCACGGCUCUCCUCCAACCAAUCCUUGCCCUCGGCCAGCUCCAGGGACUCAAUCCCCGGGAUCUCGCCUACGCCCAUUUGUCCGCGCUCUUCCGGGAGCGUAACCACGAGCACAACCGCUCUGUAGCCACGCUCGAGAAAGUUUGUGCUGCCGUCGAGGCGGACUAUGAGGUUACCGAGUCGCCUCAGUCCCUGAAGCAGUUUGCCAUAGCCAAAGCCGACCUUGCUCGAGCCUACCUUGCGGCCGGGUCAAACGAGGAGGCGAUCGAAGCCGCCGAGCUGUCCCUCCAGCUGAGCAGCGACGAGUCUGACAGCGAACUGACGGCAGAAGAGCGUAAGAGAGUAAGGCUUAGUGCCCAUGUCACGAUGGGCUUGGCGCAAUACUACCUGGGCCGCAUCGACGAUGCGGUGGCUUGUUUCGACUCGGCCAUUGACGAGUCGGAUGGCAAUCCCGAUGUUGCUUGUGUUUUGGCGCAGGUGCUGUGGGCUACCGGCAGAGAGGAGGCGAGGGAGCGUGCGCGGGAGGUGCUUUUCGGCGUCAUUGAGCGAGCGCCAGACCAUGUGCAAUCUGUCUUGCUGCUUGGCGUGAUUGCGCUCCUGGACGAGGACAAAGAGAGCUUGGAGGCAGUCAUGGCGGAACUCCAGACGCUGCGGGCGAGCGACGAAGGGGUCACGCCUUCCGAGCAGAGCCGGCUUGGAGAGGUGCUAAGAGCUAUUGCUGCGUCCGGAAAAGGCGUCGGCGACUCGGAGGAGCUCGCGACGGGCCAGGCGCAGGCGGAUGUCAUGUUCCACCCGUACCUACCGCAUGGCUGGGCAGAGCUCGGGACGGUCGGAGGGGAAGAGGGCGAGAGCGCCGCCGAGAUGGCGCUGCGCGUUGCCUUGAAGGGAGUGCCGCCGAGGGGAGACCUCGCUGCGGAAGAACUGGCGCGGGCAUAUGCUGGGACCGGCCGAGUCAGGGAUGCCCAGACAGCCAUCAUGGUGGCCCCGUGGGAAAAGUCCGGCUGGCUACGGCUGGGAGAUGUAGUCAAAGCAGGAUGA
This is a messenger RNA of Canariomyces notabilis, 4263 nucleotides long. RefSeq names its product TPR-like protein. Gene Ontology annotation, cellular component: Ski complex. Lineage: Eukaryota; Fungi; Ascomycota; Sordariomycetes; Sordariales; Chaetomiaceae. Bases 1 to 4263 code for a protein of 1420 amino acids. The record is from RefSeq and is a predicted model, not a curated record. Gene Ontology annotation, molecular function: protein binding. The transcript has 2 exons.